GGUCCAAAACCCUAAAUCCUGGGGAGAAAAUGGCACAGCUACUGGGGAGCGCUCUCGGCCCGGCGCGGCCAAUCCCUCGCAAGAAUGCGGCGCCGUCCUCCAUCGCCAGGGCAUCGGUGAGCUCCUCCCCCACAGAAAUCGCCGCUCCAUCGCGGCAGCAGGGCGCCGGCGAGCACGCGAUCGUGUUGAAUCGCUACAGCAGCCGCGUGACGCAGCCCAAAUCCCAGGGCGCGUCGCAGGCCGUGCUCUAUGGCGUGGGGCUGCGCGACGAGGACAUGUCCAAGGCGCAGGUCGGGAUCUCCUCGGUGUGGUACGAGGGCAAUACUUGCAAUAUGCAUUUGCUCAAGCUCUCCGAGGCUGUCAAGGAGGGCGUGCGUGAGGCUGGCAUGGUGGGAUUUCGUUUCAACACCGUGGGAGUGAGCGAUGCCAUCUCGAUGGGCACCGAGGGGAUGUGCUAUAGCUUGCAGUCGCGGGAUUUGAUAGCUGAUAGCAUCGAGACCGUCAUGGGUGGACAGUGGUACGAUGCAAAUGUCUCCAUUCCAGGCUGCGAUAAGAAUAUGCCAGGAACUCUCAUUGCAAUGGGAAGGCUGAAUCGACCAAGUAUUAUGGUUUACGGAGGAACUAUCAAACCAGGAAUCGUGAACGGGCAUACGUACGAUAUAGUGUCAGCUUUCCAGAGCUACGGAGAAUAUGUUGGUGGUCACAUUUCUGACGAGCAGCGACUGAAAGUUUUGCAACAUUCAUGUCCAGGUGCUGGAGCUUGUGGUGGAAUGUACACGGCAAAUACCAUGGCCAGCGCCAUUGAAGCCUUAGGCAUGUCCCUUCCUUACAGUUCUUCCAUUCCAGCUGAAGACCCUCUGAAGCUACAAGAAUGCCGACUGGUGGGAAAACACUUGCUGGAGCUGCUGAAGAUGGACUUGAAACCGAAAGACAUAAUCACGAAAGAGUCGCUUCACAAUGCCAUGGUCGUCGUAAUGGCGCUGGGAGGAUCGACAAAUGCCGUGCUACACCUGAUCGCAAUUGCGAGGUCAGUAAACGUACCACUGACCUUGGACGACUUUCAGAAAGUUAGUGACAAAGUUCCGUUUAUCGCUGAUCUUAAACCCAGCGGGAAGUAUGUAAUGGAGGACUUGCAUAAGAUCGGUGGAACGCCUGGCGUUUUAAAGUAUCUGCUUGAGGAGGGCUACCUCAAUGGCGACUGCAUCACUGUGACUGGCAAAACCUUGUCGGAAAAUAUAUCCAUCUGCCCGCCCUUGAGCGAGGGACAGGAUGUCAUACAUCCACUGGAUCGGCCUAUCAAGUCGACUGGCCACAUACAGAUCUUGUAUGGAAACCUUGCUCCCGAGGGCUCCGUUGCAAAAAUCACUGGGAAAGAGGGUCUUUACUUUUCAGGUCCUGCUCGGGUUUUCGAAGGCGAAGAAGCUAUGCUUUCAGCGCUAUCUGAGAAUCCUCAAAGCUUCAAGGGCGCCGUGAUUGUUAUCAGGGGAGAAGGUCCCAAAGGUGGUCCGGGAAUGCCUGAGAUGCUAACUCCUACAAGUGCGAUCAUGGGUGCUGGCUUGGGGAAGGAAGUAGCUCUCCUCACGGAUGGGAGAUUUUCAGGAGGUUCUCAUGGUUUUGUCGUUGGACACAUUUGUCCAGAAGCCCAGGUUGGGGGUCCAAUCGCCUUAGUCCGAGAUGGAGAUAGAAUCACUCUUGACAUUGAGAAGCGACUGAUUGAUCUCGGCGUGGCCGAGGACGAGCUAGCGGCACGAAAGAAAGCGUGGACAGCGCCACCUCUCAAGGCAACUCGUGGAACGCUAUACAAGUACAUCAAGAAUGUGAAGUCCGCCUCCGAAGGCUGCGUGACCGAUGAAUAGAAAUUUUCUGUGAGACCAAGUUUUGUAGAGAAGUUUUAACGCAGUGGUAAAGUUUUGCUAAAAUUGGUAAGACUAAACCUGGAGAUGGAAAAAAAACUGGUUUUGUUCAGCAA
This is a messenger RNA of Selaginella moellendorffii, 1969 nucleotides long. Its product is annotated as dihydroxy-acid dehydratase, chloroplastic. Bases 30 to 1856 code for a protein of 608 amino acids. Gene Ontology annotation, cellular component: chloroplast stroma. The record is from RefSeq and is a predicted model, not a curated record. Gene Ontology annotation, molecular function: dihydroxy-acid dehydratase activity. Gene Ontology annotation, biological process: branched-chain amino acid biosynthetic process. Lineage: Eukaryota; Viridiplantae; Streptophyta; Lycopodiopsida; Selaginellales; Selaginellaceae. The transcript has 14 exons.